CCGGGGGAGGCGAGGGGGCGUGGCCUCCGGCGGCGGGAGGGGCGACGGCAAGGGGGGCGUGGCUUCGAGCCCCCCCCACCCGCGGGCGCAGCGUUUCCAGCCGGAGCGGUUGCGCUGCGCGUGGGGUCGGGGCCGCCAUGUCGCGGCUGCACCGGAGCAGGAUCGCGGAUUUCCAGGAGGUGCUCGGCGAACCCACGGUGGCUCUGGGCAAGCUUCGCGAUCUCUGCUUCAGCGGGAUCCCGUUUGACGGAGGGCUGCGCUGCCUCUGCUGGAAGAUCCUGCUGAACUACCUCCCCUUAGAGAGGGCCCUAUGGAGCUCUUUGCUGAAGAAGCAGAGGGAUCUGUAUUCCCAGUUCCUAAAAGAAAUGAUUAUUCAGCCUGGGAUCGCCAAAGCCAACCUUGGUGUUUCAAGGGAAGAUGUGACCUUAGAGGAUCACCCCCUCAAUCCGAACCCAGACAGUCGGUGGAAUACCUACUUCAAGGACAACGAAGUGCUCCUCCAGAUAGACAAAGACGUCAGGAGGCUGUACCCCGACAUGGCAUUCUUCCAGCGCCCGACCGACUACCCCUGCCUUUUGAUCCUGGAUCCCCAAAAUGAGUUUGAGACGCUGCGCAAGCGGGUGGAGCAGACCACACUCAAGUCACAGACGGUGGCACGGAACCGCAGCGGGGUUACAAAUGUGAGCUCCCCUCUUAAAUCGUCUCCUAACUCUCUGAGUGAGUACGAAGUUCUGCCCAAUGGCUGCGAAGCUCACUGGGAAGUGGUGGAGCGAAUCCUUUUCAUCUAUGCCAAGCUGAACCCCGGGAUAGCCUACGUUCAGGGGAUGAAUGAAAUAGUGGGGCCCCUUUACUACACCUUUGCUACAGAUCCUAACAGCGAGUGGAAAGAACACGCUGAAGCUGACACGUUUUUCUGCUUUACCAACCUCAUGGCUGAAAUCCGGGACAACUUCAUUAAGAGCCUGGAUGACUCUCAGUGUGGUAUAACCUACAAAAUGGAGAAGGUCUAUUCCACCCUGAAGGAAAAGGACGUGGAGCUGUAUUUGAAGCUGCAAGAGCAGAACAUCAAACCGCAGUUCUUCGCCUUCCGCUGGCUGACGCUGCUCUUGUCCCAAGAGUUCCUGCUGCCCGACGUCAUCCGUAUCUGGGAUUCCCUCUUUGCUGAUGACAAGCGCUUCGAUUUUCUGCUACUCGUGUGUUGUGCCAUGUUGACACUAAUCCGGGAUCAGCUGCUGGAAGGGGACUUCACUCUCAACAUGAGGCUGCUACAGGAUUAUCCUAUAUCUGAUGUUCACCUGAUUUUGAAGAAGGCCAAGGAACUUCAGGAUUCCAAAUAGCCCAUGAGCCUGACUAAAGGUGUUGGAGAAACUGUAUGGCAGUGGAUCUUAGGAGAUGGCCCCGUGCAGAGCAUUAAAACUCCUGGGGAUCUCUGCAGGACUUCAGGUUUUGCAUUUGGGCUGCUGGCCAUCUUGAAGACUUCCUUCUACUCUAUUUAUUAGGUCAAGGACUGAUUACUUCCCUAUCUGCUUGGGUCCUGCACUUCAGAUUUUUCAGCUCUCAAAUGCCUCUCUGCUGCCAAAAGCAGGUCUUUGUAUCUUUUUUAAUGACUUUACACGGAGAAAGAAACCAUCUAUCUGCAUAUCCCUCAAGGGGUGGAUUCCUUCUGCAUCAUGGAAGUAGCUCACGUGGAGUUCCUUCUGAUGGGGAAGGGACAGGCUGGAUCCAGUGGAUUUUGGUGGGUGAGUAUGGAAGGAUCUUUCUCCUGUGAACAGAACGUAUCCCAGUGAAGUCACACGUUCUGCCAUUCAAGUAGCUUCUGGAUUCUUCUCCCUCAUGUCUGCACUUGGCCGUCCCUGGGGUGUGCAAAAAAAGAAGGUUGUGUCAGCUUCUGGUGAGUGUCAUCUGGCAUCCAGCAUUUUGGACCCCGUCUCAUGGGAAAGACUUUGAGGAACUGUGAUGGGAAGUCACAAUAACAGCUGGCAGCUUUGUGCACUGAAGCUGCCUGCAUCGCCUCACUACAGAGGUCUCCUCGAAGGAAGACUGCGGUGGUUUUCAUCUAUGAGUGAAGUGUAGUGUGAAGUCAAGCCUUAUGACACGAAGCCUUAGAGCAGGAGUGUUGCUGCAGGGAGGCUGGGGCCUCAGGCUGCUUUCCUGGCUCGAACUGGAGUGUAUCUAGCUGCAAUCCGGAUUCUGAAUCACAAGAAAUGGGCGUCUAGUUGCAUGAAGACAGCUCUACUUAGGGUCUUAACACAGGCAUGGCACUGGGGUUUCCUGCCUCAGUGGCUUGCAUAGUAUAUUACCCCGCAUAAGCUCUGGUCAUGGUAACCUCGAUAUUAUCUCAUAGUACUUCUUGCCAGGAACAGACACAUUACAGGUCUGACCUACAAGAAAGGGACUCUUUUAUGGUGUAAUCCCAUGGGCAUACAAGCAUUUCAGUCAUUAGCUGACUCCUGGGACUAAUCCACAUUUCUGUGCACCGGUCCCCCUGGAGUAGCAGUCAUGAGUUGGACAGUUGUCCCUCCUGAGGGGGAAACCGCUGCAUUUCAGUACAGUACUACAGGCUCAGGUGGGCAUUGAGCAAGACAAACUGUGGAAAGAACUGUUAACCUGCCAGUCCUGUCAAGCUGAUCAGAAACCAUAAGCCUCAAAGAGAGAAACUGCCAGCGCCCAGGUGCUCAGGUUGUGCGGAAGCUCUCGAGUGAACACUAAUCCAGCGUGCUUUACCCUCCUGUGCUGUGCUGGCUCGUCUCUGCGUAGCUGUUCAACACUGCAGUUCUCAGUAUUUAUGGGUAUUGAUUUGUUAAAGGUCAGUCAUCUGCUUAAGCUGCUGGUGGCCUCGAGCAGCCCUGAGGAGAGGGGUGUUGUCAGCCUUCAGCUGUUCUACCCGUGUUACUUCCUUCAGGGAAGGCCACUUCUUUGCAGGCUGCUGUCAUUUUAUAAGGCUGGGCGGGAGGAUGGGUUGGUGCACGUGCCUCUCUUCUUGUUAGCAAUCCCAAGCAAUGUCUGCCUCUUUGGAAGAUGCUGGAGUGAUGCUGGUGCAGCUGGUGUCACUGCAGUGAUGGAACAUGAGCAACUGAAAGCUUAUAACAAUCUGAUUAGUACCUGCGGCUAACAGCAUCACUCUCUGCUGCAAUCCUUUCUAUAGGGUAGAGUUUUCCUCCAAGAAAAAUGAAAGGGGUGGAUGAGGACAGCUGUGUGUUGGGGCGUGCUGUGUGCUCUAGCCGCUGCGUGGAUGUUCUCCUGCCUUCUGUCACUGAGCUCCUCUUGCUGUUGGGUGCCUUGCACGAGAGGCCGGUGGUCACACCUGUAUGGCUGAACUGCCAGCUGGCAGCCAUGCGUGUGGAUCCGGAGAGUCUGACCCUCAGUAGGGUUCGCUUCCUCCAAAACGCUUUCUCUCCCAAGGUGUUGCUGUAGCUCUCAUUCAUUCCAUGCACAAUCUCCUCAUGCUGUCCAUUUCAGGUCCCUGUAGAAACGCUUCCUCUGUGUUCUCUUUGGUAGUGGGCAGCAGUGAGGGUUCCCGCUCUGAAUAACCGCAGUUCUCCUUAAAAUGACCUGAGAAGGUGAACAGGGAUCAAAACAUUACUUGUUUUCAGGGUCGUGUGCAGGCCCUGCGCUUGGCCUCUGCUGCGGUGCCAGCUGUGAGGCGGGCAUGGGCUGCGGCACCGCAGGAGGGCCUGGUGCACGGCUGCCACCUCCUCCUUUCAGUGUGUCACAGGGCUUAUAUCGUGCUGUUCUGUUUAGGGGGUGAUGGGGAGCUCUUCUUUUAAAAGGAGUUUGCAGUGGGAUGAGAGCUUUGGCUGCUGAAGAGGUUUUGUGGGAUAAAUUCUGCAGCUUUGUCCAGGUGGGCCUGUGGCUGCUCAACUGGUUAAUUCGAGUUCUUCCCUGGGGAGAACUCAUAACAACUUUGAUGCACCUCAGCAGGCCGGAUCCUACGUGAAGAGCUGUUGCACGUCUCUCCUUAGCCCCUCCUGUGCGGUAGGACUUGGUUCUGCUGCUGCAGAGGGCUUUGGAGGAGCUGCUCUACUUUGUAAUGACUUGGGCCAUCUGUUUCGUUCUUCUGAGACUUGUUCAUUUCUUUAAGAGCAAAAAUGGAUUUUGUGGGGGGAGGAGGGGGAGAGGAAAGUCCUGUCACCAGCUUUUCAAUUUCCUCGUUAGUUUCCAGGUCUUCAUUCCUCAAAAGCUGUUGGUGAUGAUUUUAUUUUUUUGAAGUCGGGAAGCAUUAACUAGCUCGUGGUUGUUCCUUGUGCGGCCAAGCAGCUCCUGCCCCUCCACCCUGCAGACGUUUCCACCACUGAUUGCUUUCAGCCCUGACGUCCCUGGGAGCAGGAGGGCCGCUGCCUUCCCCUUGCUGUAGCCUGGACGUGCAAAAGUUUGGCUUUGGUGAUGAGGUAGAAGGGAAGGGAUACCAGAGAUGGAAUCUGUGGUGAUGGUCACACACACAGCACUGAUUUGGAGUUUGAAUUCUGUGACCUAGCAGAGUUGCUCACCCUUUGGCAGGGAGUGGGAUGAAGGCCAGAAGUUGGUUUGGGGGAGUCUGUGGGAAAGCAGAGGCUGUUUUCCCCCUGUGAGUGCCAGCGAUGGGAUUCAGCCGCUUGGUGUGUUCUUCUGAAAUGCCCUUUCCCAAGAGGGAGAGGAGCGCACUCGGUGGUACAUCAGAGUAACACUUAUUUUUGCUUUUGUUUUUACCUUGGCUGGAAAGAAUCGCCAGAACAGGGUCGAGAGAACACUUCAUCACUCCGAAACUACUUUUAUGCUUCUUUUUAAACACUAUUUUUAUAACGCUCCCUGUAGCCCAGCGGGCGGUUGCGUGCAGGCAUCCCGCAGUGCCGGGCCGUGCUCGGGGCGCAGCUCGGCGCUGUGGGCAGGGCAGGGGCAGGGGGCGCUCACUGCGCUGGGUUUGGGGCCCGAGCUGGGCCGGCUCCGUCCGCAGCGCUCAGCGCGGGGUCCGCUGCGGCUGCCUCGUUAACUUCUGCUCUUUCUUUUUGUACUUAAUCCUGCGAGAGCCCGUCACGAGACCCUCCGUGUCUCUCAUUUAAUGCUGUUUUUGAGUUGUCCAAAUAAAAUGGUUUCUUCGCA
Molecule: messenger RNA, 5076 nt
Organism: Numida meleagris (helmeted guineafowl)
Lineage: Eukaryota; Metazoa; Chordata; Aves; Galliformes; Numididae
Gene: TBC1D13
Product: TBC1 domain family member 13
Exons: 12
Coding region: 138-1337 (399 amino acids)
Biological process (GO): intracellular protein transport; activation of GTPase activity
Molecular function (GO): GTPase activator activity
Source: RefSeq, a predicted model, not a curated record